Molecule: messenger RNA, 636 nt
Organism: Triticum turgidum subsp. durum (durum wheat)
Lineage: Eukaryota; Viridiplantae; Streptophyta; Magnoliopsida; Poales; Poaceae
Source: the annotation of a GenBank genome assembly
AUGCCUGCGCCGCCGCUCCGGACCGUGCACCUGCGCCGGUAUCCCUCGCCGCCCGACGCCGCGCCAGAGUCGGCGGCCAUCGUGGUCGACGGAGGCGGCGGGGUGGACCUCGCCCGGGUGGGCCGCGCGCUGGGGCUGGACCCCGCCAGCGUCCGCCUCAACGGCUACUUCGUCAGCCGCGGCCCCGGCCACGUCUCUACGGCGGUCACCUGGGGCACGCUCCUCGCCUUCUUCGCCGCGCGCGGGCUCCCCACCGGCGCCGACCCCGCCGCCCCCGUCGCCAUCCGCGGCAAGCCCGCGCCUUCGCCCCCACGCCCAGAUCCUGGAGUUCUUCAGUCCUCGAAGCGGAAGUCUGGGUUGGAGACAGAAAAUUGUUCCAAGAAGAGCAAGCUCCAACACAGCAGCUCAGCUCUUUCAAAAUCUAGUGAGGAGCUACUUAGUGAUGAGAUCACCCUUGGUUUGAAGAGAAGACUCAGGUUGGACGACAUGACUCCAUCUAAGAGGAUCAAACAAGUAGACUACAACUCAGAAACACAGCAGCCAGUCAAAUUCUCCUGCAGCUUCAUCAACGGGCAUGGAAAGCGAGCACGAGAUGAGGAGAUGGUCACCUCACUCCCAUGCAAGAGAGUCCGAUGA